This is a messenger RNA of Bipolaris oryzae ATCC 44560, 855 nucleotides long. RefSeq lists its product as uncharacterized. Lineage: Eukaryota; Fungi; Ascomycota; Dothideomycetes; Pleosporales; Pleosporaceae. The record is from RefSeq and is a predicted model, not a curated record. The transcript has 4 exons. The coding region runs from base 1 to 855 and encodes 284 amino acids.
AUGACUCCAACUUUCACUUCUGAUGUUCCACGCCUGGAGUACUCCCUGCGCACUCGUAAAUUGAGAAUUGGGAUUUUCUGGGGCUUUGUCUUUGUCGAUUCUGUAGCACUGCCCGUUCUCUUGUUCUUCAUAUUAUGGUAUGGCACCGACUUAAAGCACCAAACUGUGUUCGGCAUAAUAACAGCUUUAAUGGGAGGCACAGUAAUAUUAGAAUAUUUUCAACGGUUCUGGCGGCUCUGGAAGAAGAACUCUACAUGUCAGGUUCUUGGCGCGAGUAGGUACUCGUGUGACUUUUUCCAAUGGAACCUAACCUUCAUCCUCGCUGCAAUCAUAGCACUACUUAUUGUCGGCACCUUACCUAAAGAGCCUAUGGUUCGCCUCUUAGCACUACCGCUGCCUACAGUUCUUGCUCUUUUGGGACUGGAGUUAAGUAUAUUAGAACUCUGUUACAUGUGCCAAUGGCGUAGUCCAUUCCGAAUUUCUUCUGUAACUCGAGGACAGGUCGUGCGCCCAUCGAUCUACUUCAUUAUAGAAGAUAUCAUCGCUGUAGAUGGAGAUGGAGCGACUUCUUUCCGAAUCCGUCUCAAUGAAAGAUAUGAGGCAAGCCCCCAUUUUAGGCAAAUGCUUCACAAGUUGUCACUUUUCUGGGCGCUACCAGCCAUACUAGUGGCUUUGGGGACGACAUUUCUGGUUUUCUCGCUAAACAGAGACCUUUCCUAUGUUCUAGGCUGGGUUGUGCCGUUCACAUGGGCUGCGAUAUGGGCAGUUAUUACAAUCAAAUGGGCUCAGCGAGAAUUGAGGAUAGAGCAGAUGCUUUGGGAUCAAGACAUGGUCCGUUUGCAAUACUACCCAUAG